Messenger RNA from Oikopleura dioica, 519 nucleotides. Lineage: Eukaryota; Metazoa; Chordata; Appendicularia; Copelata; Oikopleuridae. The record is from the annotation of a GenBank genome assembly.
AUGUCAACUGUGACGGUCAAACAGAGAUGUUCUCAACGGCGACGUUGUCUUCCACCAGAGGCAGUCCUCCAGAAGCUUAUCUCUCAGCUUACGGCUCACGUCUUCAAUAGCGAAGGGUGGCAAAUGGCAUCGGUGACGAAGAAUGCUGACAAAUUCUACAAGUACCGUCGGCGUAUUUUCGAAUUGAUUCGCAAAAUCUACGACACCGGUUGCUACGACAAGACACUCGUCGACCUGAUCAUCGCCGACAAGAAGGCGGAGCAGACGACAGUGUACCACUUCGACCCGCGCCAAGACGUCCAGAGCCAGCUGGAGGAGAUUCGAAAGAGGACCGAAAAUAAUGCGAAGAGUGCGAGCCCCGAUUUCAUGAGAUAUGAAAUUUUCAUUGACAAAGAAGUAAAGAGCGCCCUUAUCCUCGACAAAAUGGCUCAAAAGACCUAUAAAAUCGACCUUCCCGAAGAAUUCCAGAAAAACCAGUCCCUAGAAGUCUCAGAAGACUCCGUCUACGUAACCCUUUAA